GGAGCUGAGGAUGGAGACCAGGGAGGACAAAUUCCUGGGGCAGGACCUCCUGGAAGAGGCCGUUUUGAGCAGCUCCACAGCGCAGGAAUCCAAUGGGGAGGAAAAGCCCCAGAGAUCCCACAGGAGGGGCUCCAAACCCAUCCCAGGGUGCUCUGAGGAGGAAAGACCCACCCUGUGCAGGGAAGGUGACCAGAGAUCAAGCCAGGGCUCUGAGCUGGUGGUCCAUGAGCAGCUUCAGGAUGGGGAGAAGCGCUACAAGUGCUUGGAGUGUGGGAAGAGCUUCAGCCACAGCAACAGCCUGAUCUGCCAUCAGAUGAUUCACACUGGGGAAUGGCCCUACAAGUGUGGGAAAUGUGGGAAGGGCUUCAGCUGCAACUCCCAACUCGUCAUCCAUCAGCACAUCCACACUGGGGAGAGGCCCUACGAGUGUCCCGAGUGUGGAAAGAGUUUUCGGAGGAGCUCAGAUCUCCUCGUGCACCAGCGGAUUCACACAGAGGAGAGGCCCUUCCGCUGCCCUGACUGUGGGGAGGGCUUCAAGUACAACUCCAACCUCAUCAACCACCGGCGCAUCCACACUGGGGAGAGGCCCUUUGAGUGUGGGGAAUGUGGGAAGAGCUUCCGCCAGAGCUCCAGCCUCAUUACCCACAAACGCAUCCACACUGGGGAACGGCCCUAUGAGUGUGGGGAAUGUGGGAUGACCUUCAGGUGUAGGUCCCAACUGAUCAUCCACCAGAUGAUCCACACUGGGGAGAGGCCCUACGAGUGUCCCGAGUGUGGGAAGAGGUUUCAGACCAGCUCCAGUCUCCUCCAGCACCAGCGGAUUCACACGGAUGAGAGGCCCUUCCGCUGCCCUGAGUGCGGGAAGGGCUUCAAGAUGAGCUCCCACCUCUUCAGGCACCGGCGCAUCCACACUGGGGAGAGGCCCUAUGAGUGUCCCCAGUGUGGGAAGAGCUUCUCCAGGAGCUCUCACUUGACCAGACACCAACAGAGGCACCACUAAGGGAAGCCCUGCGAGUGCCCCAAGUGCAGGAAGAGCUUCAUGUGCUGCUCCAGCUCCAUCCCCCAUCAGAGGCCCCACGCUGGGCAGAGCCCUGAUGACCCACGUUUCCCGUGACCUGCAUUGGGAAGACAGUGAGCUGGUGGUGAUUUUUUUUGGCUCUAAUAUUCUUUUGAUUCAUCUUCAUCCCUUUAAAAUUUACAAAAUUGGAGUAACAACCAACAGAUUCAUCAAAGGCAUCUAAAAUCUCACUUUUUACUAGUGCUUCAAGGGAAUCUGGGAUUGAGGGAGGUACAUGGGAGGGUUUUGGGGGUUAUUUGGUGUAUUUGUCUCCAUCUUUUAGCACUCAAGGAGAUGAGAGGGUUUGAUCUGUCACCUCAAAACCACUCAAUGCCACCGAAAAGUACUUAUUCUCACCCACAAUUACUGGAUUCCACAGGUUCUCAGGGUGUAAUGCCUUAAGCUUUAGCUUUCAUAUUUUUCAUAUUCUGCGCUGCCUAGGUUUGUAGUUUUGAACUUCAUAUUAAGUGUUGGUGAGCUCUCUUCACAGAGGAGGUAGACAAAACAAUUCAUUUUCUAGCUUGAUACUAAGGGCACUUGUUACAAGU
Molecule: messenger RNA, 1605 nt
Organism: Cyanistes caeruleus (blue tit)
Lineage: Eukaryota; Metazoa; Chordata; Aves; Passeriformes; Paridae
Biological process (GO): regulation of transcription by RNA polymerase II
Molecular function (GO): RNA polymerase II cis-regulatory region sequence-specific DNA binding; DNA-binding transcription factor activity, RNA polymerase II-specific
Source: RefSeq, a predicted model, not a curated record